Molecule: messenger RNA, 1590 nt
Organism: Dichotomopilus funicola
Lineage: Eukaryota; Fungi; Ascomycota; Sordariomycetes; Sordariales; Chaetomiaceae
Product: DNA damage-binding protein CMR1
Exons: 2
Coding region: 1-1590 (529 amino acids)
Biological process (GO): regulation of DNA damage checkpoint
Cellular component (GO): nucleus
Molecular function (GO): DNA binding; protein binding
Source: RefSeq, a predicted model, not a curated record
AUGGCCCCCAAAAAAGAACCCGUCAUCAGCGCGUUCGAGCGCAAGCGUCUCGAAAACAUCGCCAACAACAACGCGAUUCUCAGCGGUAUCAGCACGACGGCUGAUAAGAUCAUCCCCAAGCCUACCCCGCCGAAACCGAAGCGCACCAGCACGCCCCGCGCAAAAAGGGAACCCAUAAAGCGCGAACCUGCCCGUCCCACGCGACAGAGCAGUCGACUAGCGGGGCUCGAUGCCGAUGCCGAGACGCUCAAGCGCAAGGCCGAUGUCGAGGCUGAGGUUGAAGCGGAGAAGGCGAAGGCUAAGAAAAUGCGCGUUAGCGGGGACCUGAACCUGGGCGAUAUCAAGGUGGAGGGUCGCAAAUGGGAGGCCGGUCUCGAUGGAUUGGCUGGGUUGAAGGGCUUGAGUGUCCGGGGAGCGCAAGCGGGCGUCAGGACGUUUACGGAUGAGGACGUAAAGGGGACAACGGAUAAGAGUUUGAAGGAUGUAAGAUUGCGCAUGAGCGGCCUAAAGCUAUACGAGAAGUGGGAUGUCCAAGGUGGGUUCAUCCCAGAUAUCAAAAUCACACCACAGCGCGUGUAUGCCAUGGGCUUCCACCCGACCGAGUCCAAACCCAUCAUAUUCGCAGGUGACAAGGAGGGUGCAAUGGGCGUGUUUGACGCCUCGCAAGAACCCGUCAAAGUAGAAGGGGACGACGACGAUGACGACGCGGAGUCUGUGAUAUCCGACCCGGUAAUAUCCGCCUUCAAGACACACUCGCGCACCAUCACAUCGUUUCACUUUUCGCCCACCGACGACAAUGCCGUAUACACGGCCUCCUACGACUCGUCUAUCCGCAAGCUGGACCUGGACAAGGGCUUGUCCACGGAAGUGUGGGCGCCCGCAGACGCGGACGACGACCUCCCGAUCAGCGCGAUAGACAUCCCCACUACCGAUCCCAACAUGAUUAUCUUCUCUACCCUCCACGGCUCCCUUGGGCGACACGACAUACGCACCAAGGCCAGCACAGCAGAAAUCUGGGGCGUCUCGGACCAAAAGAUCGGCGGCUUCUCCCUCCACCCCGCGCAGCCGCACCUCCUCGCAACAGCCUCGCUCGACCGCACACUCAAGAUCUGGGACCUCCGCAAAAUCCAAGGCAAAGGCGACGCCCGCGGUCCCGCACUGCUCGGCACGCACGAGUCACGCCUAUCCGUCUCCCACGCGAGCUGGAGCAGCGCAGGUCAUAUCGCGACGUCCAGCUACGACGACCGCAUCAAGAUCUAUUCCUUCCCCGACGCGUCGCGGUGGAAGGCCGGCGCCGAACUCACGGAGGAGCAGAUGAAGCCAGCGCAGCAGGUGAUUCACAACAACCAGACGGGGCGGUGGGUGACGAUUCUCAAACCACAGUGGCAGCGCAGUCCUAAGGAUGGAAUGCAGAAGUUUGUGAUUGGGAAUAUGAACCGGUUUGUGGACGUGUUUGCCGCGGACGGGGAGCAGCUGGCGCAGUUGGGGGGGGAUGGGAUUACGGCGGUGCCUGCUGUAGCGCACUUUCAUCCGACGAUGGAUUGGGUUGCGGGCGGGAAUGCCAGCGGGAAGUUGUGUUUGUGGAUGUGA